Molecule: messenger RNA, 1446 nt
Organism: Dovyalis caffra
Lineage: Eukaryota; Viridiplantae; Streptophyta; Magnoliopsida; Malpighiales; Salicaceae
Source: the annotation of a GenBank genome assembly
AUGGUGAAGAUUUGUUGCAUUGGAGCAGGGUAUGUUGGUGGGCCUACAAUGGCUGUCAUUGCGCUCAAGUGCCCGAAAAUUGAAGUUGUUGUUGUUGACAUCUGGGAACCUAGGAUCAAAGCCUGGAACAGUGACCAGCUCCCCAUCUAUGAGCCAGGCCUAGAUGAGGUGGUGAAGGAGUGCCGAGGCAGGAACCUGUUCUUCAGCACCGAUGUGGAGAAACAUGUUGCAGAGGCUGAUAUAGUUUUUGUUUCAGUCAACACCCCGACUAAAACUCAGGGUCUUGGAGCUGGUAAAGCUGCAGAUCUGACAUAUUGGGAGAGUGCAGCACGCAAGAUUGCUGAUGUGUCAAAAUCUGACAAAAUAGUUGUUGAGAAAUCAACAGUCCCAGUUAAGACUGCUGAGGCUAUUGAAAAGAUAUUGACUCACAACAGUAAGGGAAUCAAAUUCCAGAUCCUCUCAAACCCUGAGUUCCUUGCAGAAGGAACUGCAAUUGGCGAUCUGUUCAACCCUGAUCGUGUCCUCAUUGGAGGGAGGGAAACCCCAGAAGGCCAGAAGGCAAUCCAAGCUUUGAAGGAUGUCUAUGCUCAUUGGGUUCCUGAAGACCGCAUCCUAACCACCAACCUUUGGUCUGCAGAACUGUCCAAGCUUGCUGCGAAUGCCUUUUUGGCUCAAAGGAUUUCCUCCGUUAAUGCCAUGUCAGCACUCUGUGAGGCAACUGGGGCUGAUGUUGCCGAGGUGUCCUAUGCUGUUGGCAAGGAUACUAGGAUCGGUCCCAAGUUUUUGAAUUCUAGUGUUGGUUUCGGGGGGUCCUGCUUCCAGAAGGAUAUUCUUAAUCUUGUUUACAUCUGCGAGUGCAAUGGUCUUCCAGAGGUGGCAGAGUACUGGAAACAAGUGAUCAAGAUCAAUGAUUACCAGAAGAGCCGAUUUGUGAACCGUGUUGUUUCCUCAAUGUUUAACACAGUUUCUCAAAAGAAGAUUGCCAUUUUAGGGUUCGCAUUCAAGAAGGAUACUGGGGACACAAGGGAGACCCCUGCCAUUGAUGUGUGCCAGGGGCUGUUGGGAGACAAGGCUCUCUUGAGCAUCUAUGAUCCACAGGUCACAGAAGACCAGAUUCAGAGGGAUCUUAUCAUGAAAAAGUUUGAUUGGGAUCAUCCUCUCCAUCUCCAGCCAAAGAGUCCCAACUCUUCUGUUAAGCAAGUGAGUGUUACUUGGGAUGCCUAUGAGGCAACUAAGGGAGCCCACGGUGUUUGCAUCUUGACAGAGUGGGAUGAAUUCAAGACUCUUGAUUACAAGAGGAUAUAUGACAACAUGCAGAAACCAGCUUUUGUGUUUGAUGGAAGGAACGUUGUGAAUGGGGAGAAGCUGAGGGAGAUUGGUUUCAUUGUGUAUUCAAUCGGUAAGCCACUGGAUGCAUGGCUCAAGGACAUGCCUGCUAUUGCAUAA